Rotaria sp. Silwood2 is the source of this 1002-nucleotide messenger RNA. The record is from the annotation of a GenBank genome assembly. NCBI's taxonomy places the organism in Eukaryota, Metazoa, Rotifera, Eurotatoria, Philodinida, Philodinidae.
AUGAAUUCCACUACAAUCACUUUGACAAUUUAUCUUGCUAACAUUCAAAUUCAAAUUAUUCGUUAUUUACUCAGUGUAACAUUGAUUAUUGGAAAUUUGAGCAAUAUUACCAAUAUUUUAAUUUUUUCCCAAGACUCGCUCAGAACUCAUAUCUGUUCAUGGUACUUUAUUGGUUCAUCGAUUGGUCAUCUUCUCUAUCUCAAUACGGGAUGUUUAACGCGAGUUGUUUGGGCAUGGACACAAUAUGAUCUCAGUUCCAUCUCACUUGCAUUUUGUAAAACUCGAAUUUAUUUUGUAUUGCUUGGUCUUACUAUUUCUCGCUAUUUAUUCUGCUUAAUUUCUAUUGAUCGUUGGAUGAUUACUUCGAGAAAUAUUAGUAUUCGUCGUCUAAGUUCACUUAAAGUAAUUCGACGAUCAAUUAUAGCAGGCACUUCAUUUCUAAUUAUUAUUAAUAUAUUUAUAUCUAUUGGAUAUGUUAUUAACAAGAAUGGAAGCUGUGGGCCAUCGACAGAGCCAGCAUAUUUUUUAUUUUAUACAAUUUACAAUGUUACUUUGUCUCUUGCUCCUCUAUUCACCUUAGUUAUAUUUAGUGUACUUGUUCUUUUCAACAUUCGACAUACUGCUCAUCAUCAAGUAUCUCCGACUACCCUAAUGACUUUAAACCAUGAAAUACAACAUCUUAGACGACGCUUUCGUAAGAAAGAUAUUCAAUUCAUCAAGUUAUCUCUUAUACAAGUAGCUGCUUAUAUUGUUUUCAAUACACUUCAUGGUUACAAUACAAUUUGUGAAGUUAUUACACGAAACCAAAUUAAAAAUGCUGAACAACAAGCCAUUGAAGGAUUUUUGAGUGGAAUGGGUUUGAAUCUUCAUUACGUCUAUACAGGAAUUACUUUCUUUCUUUAUACAUUGGCAUCUGUAACAUUUCGAAAAGAAUGUAUUCUAUUUUGGAAACGAAGAUUCGAACGGCUGUUACAUUUAAACUUUUCUCGAUCUAAUCAUUAA